UAAUAAAAUAUGUUAAAAGAUAAAAGUUGGUUAAUUAUACUAGUUAAAUAUUAAUAUUCUACCAAAAUGUUUUCCAAAACGUAUUGUUUUGUUUUAUCUUUUGUUUGUUGUUUUUAUUUUGGAGGUGUUUUUGCAAAUAUUUUUAUUAAUUUUGAAGAUAAAGUAAGAAAUAUUUAUAGAACGCAUACUGGUUCUGUACAUUUUGGACCUAUUAAUAUGAGGUUUAUAAAUGAGGAAAAAAUUGUUGCAGAAAUCUAUUUACAUUAUAAAGGUUAUUAUAACAGAGAAAAAUAUGGAACACCAAUAAUGGUUGACAUCACGUUCGAAGAAGAUUAUAUCGUAUUAUGCCAUAACAACAAAUCAGCAUUACAUAAAUACCAUUACAACGAAGAUGGUAUUAAAAGGCUGGAGAAAUUUAUUCAAGAUAUUCACAAAAAUAUUAAAUUCAAAGUAGUUAAAAUUUAUAAAAUUAAUAAUAAUGAUGUUACACCUUUAAUAAAUGAUACGAUUUAUGAUAAAGAAAUAUUACUUCAACUACAAAAUAUUCAACAUUUGUCUUUAUGGAAUUAUGUCAAAAAUGAUCUUAUUAUAUUGAACUCAAUUGACAAAUCCUAUACAACGCUUGAAGAUUUAAUUAAUAAUUCAACGACAUACAAAAGAAGUCUUCAAUCGACUCUUGAUGAAGCAAUAAAAAUUAUGUAUCAUCGAUCUAUUAGAUAUGUGAUUUUGCUAUCUGCAUAUGCCUAUGAAGCUCUAUUUAUUGAAUAUGAUACAACAUCAUAUUGGCAACAGUUAUUAGAAGUUUCUAAUCAAAUAAGUUCGGCAANCAACAGUUAUUAG
Molecule: messenger RNA, 840 nt
Organism: Daktulosphaira vitifoliae (grape phylloxera)
Lineage: Eukaryota; Metazoa; Arthropoda; Insecta; Hemiptera; Phylloxeridae
Exons: 8
Coding region: 67-840 (257 amino acids)
Source: RefSeq, a predicted model, not a curated record